AUGCUUCUCUCACGACCACCUAGACUGUCGAUCCUACCUCAACUACAAACCGUGAAACUCUCCGCGAAAAGCAGCACCCGCAACUCCUCUGUCUUCAAAGAUUGGAAAGGGAGCUCACCAGAUGACAACGCUGUCUCACGAGCCGAGAAAGGAGACAGACUUGACCCGGAAACAGAAGCCGCAGCCUCGGGGUUGGAAGAAAGAGAGAAGAAUGAAGGUAUUCCAGAUAACACCAAGUCUCAAGCGAAGACAGAGCGAGGUGGGAAAAAGCAGGGGAAAAAGGCCAAGGCAGAGCACCCUAAUGCCCCUGAGCCAAUCAUCGGAAUGAAUGAUGAGCGGGCGGAGAAGGGAGAUUGA
Messenger RNA from Penicillium lagena, 357 nucleotides. RefSeq lists its product as uncharacterized. The record is from RefSeq and is a predicted model, not a curated record. The coding region runs from base 1 to 357 and encodes 118 amino acids. Lineage: Eukaryota; Fungi; Ascomycota; Eurotiomycetes; Eurotiales; Aspergillaceae. The transcript is spliced from 2 exons.